AUGAAGACCGCUUAUAUUAUUUUUACCCUUCUUCAAGCCCUCGCUUCCAACGCUUUAGCUCCUAGGGAGCCUGAUACUGUCACCGCAGAAAGAGUAUACCAUACAAUGAUUACGGAGGCGCCUUACAUGGUAGAUAUGACUACCACAGUGACUUGGACUGUUCCAAACACCCAAAUCCAAUCAUCGACCUCUGUUCCAACUGCAUCAACCACCUCUUGA
Psilocybe cubensis is the source of this 219-nucleotide messenger RNA. RefSeq lists its product as uncharacterized. The transcript has 3 exons. The record is from RefSeq and is a predicted model, not a curated record. Bases 1 to 219 code for a protein of 72 amino acids. NCBI's taxonomy places the organism in Eukaryota, Fungi, Basidiomycota, Agaricomycetes, Agaricales, Agrocybaceae.